CACGAAUCAAUAAGUAUGGUUGUCAAGGGAAUCACUAAGAAGGCCACUAAGAAGGUCGAGAAGCAGACCUUGAAGUUCGUUGUUGACUGCGAGAAGCCUGUCAACGACAACGUCAUCGAUGCCGAGUCUUUGGCUGAGUUCUUCCGCAACCGCAUCAAGGUUGAGGGUAAGACCGGUAACCUCGGUGAGCGCGUCACUGUCGCCAAGACUGGCAAGGCCAAGAUCGUCGUCACCGCCUCUGCCCCCUUCUCCAAGCGUUACCUCAAGUACUUGACCAAGAAGUACUUGAAGAAGCAGCUCCUCCGUGAUUUCUUGAGGGUUGUCGCCAGCAACAAGAACACCUACGAGCUCCGUUACUUCUCCAUCAACCAGGAAGAGUAAACGAUGGACUCUCCAAGUCGUGGUUGUUCCCUUCGAUCGCCUUGAUUCGCGGUUGC
Messenger RNA from Perkinsus marinus ATCC 50983, 437 nucleotides. RefSeq names its product 60S ribosomal protein L22, putative. Gene Ontology annotation, cellular component: ribosome. Gene Ontology annotation, molecular function: RNA binding; structural constituent of ribosome. Bases 16 to 381 code for a protein of 121 amino acids. Gene Ontology annotation, biological process: cytoplasmic translation. The transcript has 3 exons. NCBI's taxonomy places the organism in Eukaryota, Perkinsozoa, Perkinsida, Perkinsidae. The record is from RefSeq and is a predicted model, not a curated record.